This is a messenger RNA of Myripristis murdjan (pinecone soldierfish), 2294 nucleotides long. It is a transcript of the gene eloal, whose product is annotated as elongin A, like. Bases 76 to 2076 code for a protein of 666 amino acids. The transcript has 11 exons. The record is from RefSeq and is a predicted model, not a curated record. NCBI's taxonomy places the organism in Eukaryota, Metazoa, Chordata, Actinopteri, Holocentriformes, Holocentridae. Gene Ontology annotation, cellular component: nucleus; elongin complex. Gene Ontology annotation, biological process: transcription elongation by RNA polymerase II.
GUUCCGCCCAUUAUAUAAUGUGAUCAAUGGGUGCGCGCUACCGGAUGUGUGGACGGCUGCACGUGAAUCGCUGUGAUGGCCAGCAGCUCUGAUGUGGUGAAGAAAGUCGUGCGGUUCCAGCGUCAACUCUCAGACGCCACAGAAUCUGCCACGGUUUUAAAAAUCUUGCAGAAACUGAAGGAUCUGGAUAUCACAUUAGACAUUCUUGCUGAAACUGGGAUUGGCAAAUCUGUUAACUCUUUGCGUAGACAUGAGCAGGUCGGAGAGUCUGCAAAGUCGCUUGUUAGAUAUUGGAAGAAAUUAGUCCCUAAGGAAUCCACAAGCCAUACAGAAGAUGGGGAUGUUUCACAGGGAAUUCACUUGAAAGACAACUUGGAUGACCACAAUCACCAAAAUAAUGGGAGUUUGACAAUAGACAAAUCAAAUGGUAAAUGUUUAACAUCUCUUGGCAAGAGCGAGGAAACUUCACCUGAGCUUUUCCUGAAAAUAGAGAACGCAAAAACUAUUUCAGAUGAACAGCAAGUUGAAAAGGAGAAAGCGCAAGGUGACUUGUAUAAAAAUCGUCAACCAGAAAAUCAGAAUAUCUUGGAAAAAGAUUUGAAGAAAAAAAUAAAAGACCACUGUGAAAAAGAUGAUAAUACAGUUGCUUCAAAGAAAAAGAAAAAUAAUCCAUGUAAGAGAAAAUCAGAUGACAGUGAUUCUGCCCUUGGAAACACAAAUUCUGAAGACACUCAAAAGGAGCAAAGGCCCGAGUCCAGGCAAAAAUCUAAAAGCAAUUCUGACACUGGAAACUCUAGUCCACAAAAGGAAUCCAACAAGAAACCAACGUUGAGUUCCAAAUCUACAUUAAAAGAGGCUGAAGAAAUUUCCCCAACUGAAUCCAGUGGAAAAAGAAGGCAGCCAGCUGAAAAAAACCAGGCCGGCCUUAAAUACAACCAGCAGUCUGACAACGAGGGAAGACCGGACCCCAAAAACAAAAAGGCCAAGAAAAACCAUAAAGAAAAGCUAUGUGAAAAUGACCAAGAGGAGCCCUCCAUGUCUUUUGAGUCUUACUUGAACUACGACUUGAACUUAUCUAAGAGGAAGGAAAGAUCUGGACCAAAGAAUCCUCCCAAAAAAAUGAAGACUCAUGAAACAGAAGCACCAGCAGGAGAACCCGACACAAAAUCUCUCAAGUCAUCUAUGAGGUCCAGAAAUGUUCCCUCUCCCAAAAAGGUUAAGCGGCCUAUAAUGGACAUGCUAAACAUUCCUUUACCUGCAGUUCUGCCUGAAUGUGAUAAAUCAUCCAAUGUUGAGUAUUUUGUGAAAGGAAAAGUUUGCCUUUCAGAUGAGAAAAUACCAGAUUUUUGUGAGAUCCCAGAGGAGUCUGUGGGCUUCACCGGUCAGAGAUUAAACAGGAAGAUGCAGGUCUACUCUGGAGCCAAGACCGCCUGUCUUCCAGCCAUGCUGACCUUGUACCAACAAUGUAUCCGCACACUCCAAAACAACAUUGAUUUGAUUUAUGAAACGGGAGGAGUACCGUUUGAAAUCCUUCAGCCGGUGCUGGAGAGAUGUACACCAGAUCAGCUGCUGCGUAUUGAAGAAUGCAACCCAAUCUACAUUGGAGCGACGGAUCACUUAUGGGGGAAACACUGUCAGAGGGACUUCCGGGACUCCAAGCUUCUGGAGUACGAGUCCUGGAAAGAGAUGUAUAUCAGACUGUCUGAGGAGAGGGAGAAGAAACUCCAAAGACUGACCAAAAGCAUCACCUCAGCACAGUCGAGGAGACCACAAGGUCGGCAGGUGAAGAUGGCGUUUAUUCACACUGUUGCCAAGCCACCAAGAGAUGUGCGAAUUCAGCAGGAGAUUCAUGGAACUGCUGUUCAAAUACCUCAUCAGCUCAGGUGCAGUGUCAAGUUUCAGGACAACAGAACGAGGCCGAGUGGUAAUGAGCAACUCAAGUCCAGUGCUGCCAGUUCAGGGACGAGCAAUACACAAGACCCUCGCAAAAAAACAAGUGAGCUGCGGCAAAAAGGAGUUGCUCCAAUGAUGGCAAAGUCCUUAAAGGCCUUUAAGAAACAGUUUGGACGUAGAUAAAUGCCCUUAGUUGAUAAAUCUUACUGUACAUGUCGAUGUGGGGAAAGUGCACUCUGUUACUCAUUAACUGAACAUGAGAAGGCUUAUGUUCACCUUUGAUUAUCUUGUGUUGCUUGCUGAUCUCUUUCACAAGCGAUGACUGUUUUUUUUUUUUUUCUGUCUCUGUCUUAAUUGAUCAGUGCUACUCACUAUUAAAUGAGCAAAGUUGUGAGCUGGUA